AUGGCCCAGGAAGUCAGCCUGAACGCCCUGCAGGAGCCGGAGCGGGAGGCCAUCCUCCGGGUGCUGCACCGGGACCGCGCCCUGCAGAGCAUGGAGGAGGAGCGGGUCCGGAAGCUGAGGGCACGCCUGCAGCAGCUGCGCUGGAGAGGCGGGCGGGGCCCGCGGCCCCCGGAGAAGGCGUGUGCCCGCUGCCGGAGCGCGCUGGGGCUGCUGCUGAACCGCGGCGCCGUGUGCCCGGGCUGCAGCCACUGCGUGUGCCCCGCCUGCCGCGUGUUCCUGAGCCGGCCCCGCCUCUGGAGGUGCACCGUGUGCUACGAGGGCAGAAACGUGAGGAUCAAAACCGGAGAGUGGUUCUUUGAGGAGCGGGCCAAGAAAUUUCCAGCCGAAGGCAGGUGCGAGACCGCUGGCGCCAAGCUCUUGCAGUCUUACCAGAGGCUGAGCAGCAGCAUCUCCGUGGUCCCGCCCACCCCGCCUCCGCUCAGUGAGAGCUGGUGCAGCGGCAGCCCUGGCCGGCUGCAGGAACUCGGUCGCUGUAGAGGGUUUAAUAAGUCGGUGGAAAACUUGUUCCUGUCGGUUACCACCCACAUGAAAAAACUCUCUAAGUCCCAGAACGACAUGACCUCGGACAAGCAGCUCCUCAGCACGGACCCCAGGCCGGGCGCCAGCCGGACGGAGCGGCGGAGCCAGAGUGACACCGCCAUCAACGCCGCCCCCAGGAAGGUCAGCGCCCCCGACAUCCUGCUGCCUCUCAGCCAGGGGAGUCCCAAGCGCUCCACCAGCCCUGUUUCCAAGGGGGACGGUGUCUCAGCCCACCCCGCGCCCCGCACUUCCUUCUCAGGAGGCUCGAGGCAGGGAAGUCUAAUCAGCAUUAACAGCACUUGCACGGAGAUUGGCAAUUUUGACAACGCUGCCGUCUCUGGAGAAAUAGAAUUUGCCCUCCGCUAUUGCUUCGAAACCCGUUCUUUGGAAAUACGCAUCCAGGCCUGCAGGAACCUUGCUUACGGAGAGGAGAGGAGGAAGAAGUGCAACCCGUACGUGAAGACCUACCUGCUGCCCGACAGGUCGGCCCAGGGCAAACGCAAGACGGGCGUCCAGAGGAGCACGGCGGACCCAACCUUCCAGGAGACCUUGACGUACCAGGUGGAGCCCGCCCAGCUGGCGACGCGGCAGCUGCAGGUGUCGGUGUGGCACGUGGGCACGCUGGCCCGGAGGGUGUUCCUGGGAGAGGUGGUCGUCCCUCUGGCCACGUGGGACUUCGCAGACGGCAGCAGGCAGGGCCCCCGCUGGCACCCGCUGCGGGCCAAGUGA
Messenger RNA from Pipistrellus nathusii (Nathusius's pipistrelle), 1308 nucleotides. NCBI's taxonomy places the organism in Eukaryota, Metazoa, Chordata, Mammalia, Chiroptera, Vespertilionidae. The record is from the annotation of a GenBank genome assembly.